Amyelois transitella is the source of this 1415-nucleotide messenger RNA. RefSeq lists its product as uncharacterized. The record is from RefSeq and is a predicted model, not a curated record. The coding region runs from base 101 to 1408 and encodes 435 amino acids. NCBI's taxonomy places the organism in Eukaryota, Metazoa, Arthropoda, Insecta, Lepidoptera, Pyralidae. The transcript is spliced from 7 exons.
GGUGCACGCACGCGGCACAUCUUAAACUCAAGAUAAACAUUCAAAAUUUAAGACUAAACGUUCGAUUUUCAAAUUAAAAGUUAAGACGCGUCCGGUCACUAUGAAUACUUGGCUACGAAUGGCCGCCAUUUUGUUUUUAUCGAUAUCAUGGCUUAGUUUUUCCAUAGGUUGUGACGUGAGUGACGUGGCUGUUUAUUCUGUGAAAUUGAGCAUGUUAUGGAGUGAAAAAAGGUUCCCGAAGGAUUACCCUACAAACCGGCCCAAGGCGCAGUGGUCGCCCGUAUUCGGCCAAUCCCACAACAGCUCUUACAGACUAUACCACGUGGAUGAAGUAGCCAAGGAAACUGUACGAAACUUCGCCCAAUUCGGCAAAAUAGACGACUUGGUGACCGAAGGUGAUGAAGACCAGAGAGUGUACGACCAGUUCUCAGCACCAGCUUUGAGCAACGGCACUGGAGAAAUGACCAAUUUGGUAUUUGUCGAUGGAACCCAUAGUCUGGUAUCUCUGAUGAGCCGGCUGAUCCCGUCUCCCGACUGGUUCAUAGGGGUGGACGGGAUAGAUUUGUGCGUCGACUCCGGUUGGUUGGACCAGAUUACAUUAGACCUCCGCCCACUAGACGCAGGCGCAGCCAGCGGCCUCACUUUCACGGCUCCCCGGUGGACGACGACACCCCCCGAGCCAGUCCGAAAGCAAGGUCCCAAAGACCCGAACCACCCUGCAUCUGGCUUCUACUACCCAGACCUUAAGGAGCUUCCUACAAUUGCUACUGUCGAGUUUUCUAAGAUAGAGGAGUAUUCUAUUAAAGAUCUAAAUGAACUAGCAAGACGAAAACUGUUAUCUCUUUUGCUAUUGAAAAAUAAAUACAAGGGCUUCCCUAGAGUUAAGACCACAACUGCAGCUAAUAUAGAACAAGCGGAAGAAGAUAGAGAUUACGAUGAAAAUGUAGAAAAAGAGAAUGUUAAUAAACUGAAAGACUUGGAAGAAGAACCAUUUGGUACACCUAGACCCAAUAUACCAGACAAUAACGUGAUUGUUGUGACCAGACACACCACUACUACCACAACAACAACAACAGAGAGCGAAUUUGAUAGUGACCUACAAAGUAUGGAUGACGUUGUACUAGCUGUAGCCAAAGGUCGCAAGCUAGGGUUGGGAAAACACCUGCCCAGGCAUUUUAGAUCACGGCUGCAUCAUGCUGUUAACAAGAUUCAACCCAAUGACUGCUUAGUAUCAGAAUGGAGUGACUGGACUCCUUGCUCAGUAACCUGUGGUUUUGGAGAUCAGUUUCGAUCCAGAACCAUUGUGAGGGAGAAAAAACGCGGAGGCAGAGACUGUCCCACUCUAAAAGAAAGGAGACACUGUGGUAACGUCAACUCCUGCGCACAUAUCGAUUAUUUUGAAUGGUAAACAUGUA